AAUCAGAAAAUCAGGCGCCGCAAUUCACAGGGAGACCUCCCCUAACGCCUUCUUCUGUCGACUUCUUCUGCGGCAGAUUUUGAACGCCGAUCCAGCCACAAAUGAACCCCCCUUCCCCAAAAACUUCUGCUUCUCCAAGAAGGAUCAACGGAACUCCUCAUCUCCUACACACACCCAUCGUCGCCUUUACUUCAACCCGCCGAAAACCAGCUCCACUCUUUAAAAUCUCAACGCUGAAAACAAGGAAAAGAAGAUUGAAGAGUUUUCAUUUGAUAAAAACAAAAAAAAACAGAGUGAUAGGUUCUGUUCAUGUCAUUCGACAUUUUGGCUCCUUUUUUCUGAAUUUGCAAUUCCGAGUAUGGAUUGAUUAUGGAGUUUGUUUGAUUCGAGUUUGUCGCGGUUCGAAUUCGUCGAUUCGAGGUUCCCGUUGAGAUUUGCGGUUCGUGUCGUUAUUUCGUCUUUGCUGCUGCUUUGAAUUUACUGGUUGAGUCUAUCUCGCCGGCCUCAUUUGUACAUUUAGUCGGAAAUCUAAUCGGAAGAAAUCGAGGUGAAAUUUCAUCUAUUUGCUGGCAACAAAGGAUUCCUUGUUUUGUCUAAGAAAGCAUCAAGGAUAAUAUAUCGUGGGACACAUAACAAACUACUCAGUCCACGUCGUAGAAUAAUUGGAGUGGAAACAAAAAGCAAAUAAGCUCUGCACUCUUAGAGGAGUCUGCCCUCAUCUCCAACGAAAAAGAAGCAAUGUGGAGGCUAUCACCUGCUAGUUUUGAGGCUGUGUCUUUGAUUAGAAAAUGCUUAACAACUUCUGCUGAACCAUCAUUUUCACUGUCCAUACCGCUUCUGAAUCUGUUGAGAGCGUGCAAAACUGUCAAAAACCUUAAGCAAGUUCACACCCACAUAAUCCAAAAAGGCUACGAGCAAGACCAUUUUAUCAUCAACCAGUUUAUAUCGCUCUGUAACACCUUUUCCUCCGAUGUCUCUUAUGCAACAAGUGUAUUUGAGCGUGUCAUGCAGCCCAAUGUUUAUGUCUGGAAUACAUUGAUUAAAGGGUACAGCAAACAUUCAUCCUUUGCCGAUUGCUUCCUUAUCUUGAAACAAAUGAAAAGAAAUAUGAAUGUGGUACCCGAUAAGUAUACUUUUCCUUCGCUGGUCAAAUCCUGUUCAAGUGCCUUGGCUUUGAGGGAUGGUCAGGCCAUUCAUGGGUUGAUAGUUAGAUACGGAACUGAUAGCGAUGUGUUUGUAGGAUCCAGCUUGAUUGAUCUUUAUGGGAAAUGCAAUCAGAUUGAGUAUGCACGUAGAAUCUUUAAUGAAAUGCCUUUACGGAAUGAGGUUACAUGGACUGCUAUGGUUGUUGGCUAUAUAUAUUUUGGUGAUUUAUCGCAAGCAUGGAAAUUAUUUGAUGAAAUGCCCCAUAAAAAUAUAGCCUCGUGGAAUGCAAUGAUUAGUGCAUUCGUGAAGUUUGGUGAUUUGCUUAGUGCUAGGAAAUUGUUUGAUAGUAUGCCUGGCAAAGAUGUGGUAUCUUUUACUACUAUAAUUGAUGGUUAUGCUAAGGCUGGUGACAUGGCAUCAGCGAGGUUCCUGUUCGAUCAGUCUUUUGACAGAGACAUAAUAUCCUGGUCUGCUUUGAUAUCUGGGUAUGCUCAGAACGGGCAGCCCAAUGAAGCUCUUAAAAUUUUCCAUGAAAUGUUGUCAAUGAAUGUUAGGCCAGAUGAGUUUAUAAUGGUAAGUUUGAUGUGUGCGUGUUCCCAAUUAGGUCGCCUGGACUUGGCAAAUUGGGUAGAACAUUAUAUGAGCCAGAAUUCAUUUGAUCUUAAUCAAGUGCAUGUAGUUGCAGCCCUUGUGGAUAUGAAUGCUAAAUGUGGGAAUAUGGAAAGGGCGACAAUGCUGUUUGAGGGAAUGCCUAAGCGUGAUCUAGUAUCAUACUGUUCAAUGAUACAAGGCCUGUCUAUUCAUGGUUGCGGUUCUCAAGCUGUAGUUUUCUUUGAUAGGAUGCUGAACGAGGGGUUUGUGCCUGAUGAUGUUUCCCUUAAGGUAAUUCUGACUGCUUGUAGUCGUGCAGAACUUGUUAAGGAGGGUUGCCGCAUCUUUAAUCUAAUGAUAAACAAAUAUCCUGCUAAGCCUUCUCCGGAUCAUUAUGCAUGCGUAGUAGACCUUAUUGGAAGAUCAGGAAAACUUAAAGAUGCGUAUGAACUUAUAAGGUCAAUGCCCAUUGAACCUCAUGCUGGUGCCUGGGGCGCACUUCUAGGGGCUUGUAAGCCACACUGUGACAUUGAGGUAGGGGAGCAGGUAUCCCAUAGACUUUUUGAACUUGAGCCUCAAAAUACUGGUAAUUACGUACUUUUGUCAGACAUCUAUGCUGCGGCAAAUCGGUGGUUAGAUGUUGCGUUGUUGCGUCUGAAAAUGAGUGAGAAGGGUCUUAAGAAGAUACCUGGUUGCAGUUGGGAAUAUAAGUCUGUUGCACAAGACAACUAUGAUAUUGGCGGAAGAGAAUAUGGAAGUGGAGGUUCCCAAGAUUUUGGCUGCCUAUGGUCCCAUUUUCUGAUUUUCUAGCAAGAUCACAAAAUUAUUGACGACUAUUCACCGAUCUAUUGGCAAAACUUGAAAAAUGUUAUGUGUUUCUUGGCCUUACCUUUGACUUCUCAUACUUUACUCUGGUGAUUAAAAAAGACACUCGUUUCCUCGCUUUAAGCGAGAAGCGAAGCGAGGCGUGAAGGGCAGCACGAAGCGACUCUGGUACGAAAAAGCGACCGCUUCUCGGUAAAAAGCGAGAAGCGGUGAAGUGAGAAGCGUCCGCUUCUAUUUUUAAAAUUAACCCAAGCCCUAUUUUAUUAAAAAACGAGGUUUCUAAACCGUAAACACUGUCUGGACUUCUUCAACAGCAGCGAUUUCUUCUUCUCUUCUUCAUCAACUUCUGAUUUCUGAAAUAAUCUCAAAGCAUCUACUAGGGUUCUUCUUCUUCUUCUUCAACAGUACAGGGUCCAUGUGCUAUAUGUCUGGUUCCUUCCAAAUGGAAAAUGUUUAUGCCACUGAAAAUGAAGCAGGUGUUUGGCAAUGGCUUUUUGGAAAGACUAUUACAAGCAUAGUUCUUUACAAUACAGGUACAACUGAUGGAUUUGUCGGAAUAGCUGCUCCUUCUCUGGCAAGAAUCCUUCCGGGGAGAAUUGAAGAUAGAGGGGACCAAAGAUAUGUGGCUUUAAGGAAAUUAUGUGAAAGAGCUUUUUUGAAGCAAGCUAAAUUUAAAACUGCUGCCUUUUCUGAAAGCUAUACGGAAGGAAAAACAGGAUUGCAUAGGAUAGGAUAGGACAGGACAGACGAUGCUCUAAAAGGAACCAGACGCCAACCAACAAUCAUCACAUCUAUUGACUUUUUGUCAGACACUGCAACAAUGGUGCUAUGGUGCUUGCCGACAACAUGCUGGUUGCAUAAAUGCAUCAUCACCUUUUGCCUGUAUCAGAUACUUGCGAAUUGCAAUUUGUAAAUAUAAUAUGUAUGCGAACAGUACUACUAUAGAUCAACUAUUGGCAGAGGCGAAUGUAGAAGGUUGACUACGGGUUCAAUUGAACCCAUAACUUUCUACGUGGAGCAAAAAUUUAUAUGUAAAAAUUCCUUAAAAUUAUAAAAAUAGUAGAUAAGAACCCAUAACUUUAAAUAUAUAAUGGGUUCAACGCUAAUAACUUAAAAAUUGAACCCGUAAAAUAUAAAUCCUGGAUCCGCCUCUGACUAUUGGUCCAAGUGCAUGCAAAUAGUAUGCAUCACGUAUUUUCAACUCUUAAUAAGGGUAGUUGAUAUAUUCAAUUGAUAAACAAAAUGGAAUAUAUGUAGUAUCUUAUGUUUGUAUUCAAUUAUAUUUUCAUACCAGCAAAUAUUGGGCCUGUGCUUGCAGUUUAGGAUAGUUACCUUUAUUUUUCA
Messenger RNA from Nicotiana attenuata, 3906 nucleotides. Its product is annotated as putative pentatricopeptide repeat-containing protein At5g37570. The record is from RefSeq and is a predicted model, not a curated record. Gene Ontology annotation, molecular function: protein binding; RNA binding. Lineage: Eukaryota; Viridiplantae; Streptophyta; Magnoliopsida; Solanales; Solanaceae. Bases 739 to 2547 code for a protein of 602 amino acids. Gene Ontology annotation, biological process: RNA modification. The transcript has 9 exons.